UCUUCCUGCCGGGCGGUCCUCUCCCCUCCUCAGCCCGCUCCCUCCGCCCCGCUCCCUCCGCCCUCCCUGGGCUUCGGCAGCGGCGGCGGCGGAGUGAACGGGACGGGCCCGCCCGACCGCAGAGCUCUGGGCGGCGGGUGGGACUCGGACGCCUGACAGAGUUGUUGUUCCGGCAGCGGCCGCGGAGACGUGAGUUUUGCCAGGUGGAUGUGGGAAGAGAAGUUUGCAGAACUGAAAUGGAGGUCAGAGCUUCAUUACAGAAGGUUAGUGGGUCAUCUGAUUCUGUGGCCACAGAGAACAGUGAAGAAUUUGUUUUGGUUCCUCAGCACACAGAUGAUACUUCUACAAAGGAUGACGGAAAGCCGCAGCUGAAGAUAGCUUCCAAUGGUGAUGAACAGUUGGAAAAAGCCAUGGAAGAGAUUUUGAGAGAUUCUGAGAAAGGACAAAGCAGCCUACUUGUUGAUUGUCAGGGUUCCAAUGAUAUUUCAGACUACUCCUUUGGAGAUGUUCCAGCCAGCCAAACAAAUAAGCCAUCUCUUCAGUUAAUUUUGGAUCCAUCAAACACAGAAAUUUCCAAACCCAGACCGUCUUCUCCAAGUGGACUUUCUGAAGAAGACAGUGUUCUAUUUAACAAAUUGACUUACUUAGGAUGUAUGAAGGUUUCUUCCCCACGUAGCGAAGUAGAGGCUUUACGAGCAAUGGCAACCAUGAAAGCCUCCAGUCAGUACCCCUUUGCUGUUACACUGUAUGUGCCCAAUGUUCCAGAAGGUUCUGUGAGAAUUAUAGACCAGUCAAGCAGUGUGGAGAUAGCAUCCUUCCCAAUUUAUAAGGUGUUAUUCUGUGCACGUGGGCAUGAUGGGACAACAGAGAGCAAUUGCUUUGCAUUUACAGAGAGUUCUCAUGGUUCAGAAGAAUUUCAGAUACAUGUUUUCUCCUGUGAAAUUAAAGAGGCAGUAAGCAGAAUUUUAUAUAGUUUCUGUACUGCAUUCAAACGUUCUUCCAGACAAGUGGCUGAUGUUAAAGAUUCAAUCAUCCCAACCCCGGACAGUGAUGUGUUUACCUUUAGUGUCUCCUUGGAGGUCAAAGAAGAUGAUGGAAAAGGAAACUUUAGUCCUGUGCCUAAGGAUAGAGAUAAAUUUUAUUUCAAAAUAAAGCAAGGAAUAGAGAAGAAGGUUGUGAUUACAGUUCAGCAACUUUCUAACAAAGAAUUAGCUAUUGAGAGAUGUUUUGGAAUGUUAUUAAGCCCAGGUCGAAACGUGAAGAACAGUGACAUGCAUUUACUGGAUAUGGAAUCCAUGGGAAAGAGCUAUGAUGGCAGAGCGUAUGUCAUCACAGGCAUGUGGAACCCCAAUGCACCAAUAUUUCUGGCACUCAAUGAAGAAACCCCAAAAGAUAAGCGGGUGUACAUGACUGUGGCAGUGGACAUGGUGGUCACAGAGGUGGUGGAGCCAGUCCGCUUUCUCCUGGAGACAGUGGUUCGUGUGUACCCUGCAAAUGAAAGAUUUUGGUACUUCAGCAGAAAGACUUUUACAGAGACUUUCUUCAUGAGGUUGAAGCAGUCUGAGGGAAAAGGCCAUAGCAGUACUGGAGAUGCAAUAUAUGAAGUGGUGAGUCUGCAGAGAGAGUCUGACAAGGAAGAGCCAGUUACUCCUACUAGUGGAGGGGGGCCAAUGUCACCCCAGGAGGAUGAAGCGGAAGAGGAGAGUGAUAACGAACUCUCAAGUGGAACAGGUGAUGUGUCAAAAGACUGUCCUGAGAAGAUCCUCUAUUCUUGGGGAGAAUUGUUAGGAAGAUGGCACAAUAAUCUUGGUGGCCGACCAAAAGGGCUAUUCACUUUGGUAAAGAGUGGUGUUCCUGAGGCAUUAAGGGCAGAAGUAUGGCAGCUUUUAGCAGGAUGCCAUGACAACCAGGCAAUGCUGGAUAGAUACCGAAUUCUUAUCACAAAGGACUCUGCACAGGAGAGUGUUAUUACUCGAGAUAUUCAUCGUACAUUUCCUGCACAUGAUUACUUUAAAGACACUGGAGGAGACGGACAGGAAUCCCUCUACAAGAUCUGCAAGGCCUACUCUGUGCAUGAUGAAGACAUUGGGUACUGUCAAGGACAGUCUUUUCUUGCUGCUGUAUUGCUCUUGCAUAUGCCAGAGGAGCAAGCAUUCUGUGUUUUGGUGAAAAUCAUGCAUGACUAUAAAUUGCGAGACCUGUACAAAAACAAUUUUGAAGAUCUUCAUUGCAAAUUCUAUCAACUUGAGAAACUAAUGCAGGAACAGCUGCCGGACCUGUACAACCAUUUUUGUGAUCUGAACCUAGAAGCUCAUAUGUACGCGUCCCAGUGGUUCCUCACUCUUUUUACUGCCAAGUUUCCUCUCUGCAUGGUGUUCCACAUCAUUGACCUACUGCUGUGUGAGGGUUUGAACAUAAUCUUUCAUGUAGCCUUGGCUCUCCUAAAGACCUCAAAGGAAGACCUCCUGCAGGCUGAUUUCGAAGGUGCUUUGAAGUUCUUCAGAGUUCAGCUUCCAAAAAGAUACCGGGCAGAAGAGAAUGCAAGAAGAUUGAUGGAGCAGGCUUGCAAUAUUAAAGUACCAACCAAAAAGCUGAAGAAAUAUGAAAAAGAAUAUCAGGCAAUGCGGGAGAAUCAGCUGCAACAGGAAGACCCAAUGGAUAGAUACAAGAGGGAGAACCGAAGAUUACAGGAAGCCAGCAUGAGGCUGGAACAAGAGAAUGAUGACCUUGCCCAUGAACUAGUGACAAGCAAAAUUGCUCUUCGGAAUGACUUGGAUCAGGCAGAGGACAAGGCUGACGUGCUGAACAAGGAGCUCCUCUUGACCAAGCAGAGGUUGGUGGAGACUGAGGAAGAGAAGAGGAAGCAAGAGGAGGAGACUGCCCAGCUAAAAGAAGUCUUCAGGAAACAGCUAGAAAAGGCAGAAUAUGAGAUAAAGAAGACUACAGCUAUCAUUGCUGAGUAUAAACAGAUAUGUUCUCAGUUAAGUACCAGGCUGGAAAAACAGCAAGCAGCCAGCAAGGAGGAGCUGGAAGCAGUAAAGGGUAAGAUGAUGGCGUGCAAACACUGCAGUGACAUUUUCAGCAAGGAAGGAGCUUUAAAGCCAGCAGCCGUAAGUAGAGAGGACCAGGGAAUUGAAGCCGAUGACGAGAAGGAUUCACUGAGGAAGCAGCUGAGGGAGAUGGAGCUGGAGCUGGCACAGACCAAACUGCAGCUGGUGGAGGCCAAGUGCAAGAUUCAGGAACUUGAGCAUCAGAGAGGCGCACUUAUGAAUGAAAUACAAGCUGCAAAAAACUCUUGGUUUAGUAAAACCCUGAACUCUAUCAAAACAGCCACAGGCACUCAGCCACUACAGCCACCACCGGCUCCCCAGCCACCCAAGGAGAGCACAUAGCUCCACCGCCGCCGCCGCCGCAGCCAGUCACAAGAGCACAGUGAUCAAAACAGAAACCAAGAAUCCUCCCUGCUGUCCCCUUGAAGGAAAGGAAAGGAGACCAGAAAGCAAGUUAGAACCUUUAGUAGCUCUGCCUUUCGUGUAUGCCAUUUUCAAAGGGAUGAUAUUUAAACUGACCUGAUUUAUGUUGCAUAUCUGUUUCCCAGCUUCUUCAUGGAAAGCCACAUUCAGAUCCAUCAUAGUGUUACACACUGUUUUAUAGGCCUGAAAUUUAGUUGGAAAUAAGUAACCUAGAACUAAAUGCUUUUGUUUAGAAUUAUUUAUUCAUAAUCAUUUUUUUAUCUCACAUAAAAAUGGAGACAUGCUUUUCCAAGGUUAAAAUGGUAAGACCUUUGUCAUGGAAUUCUGUUUUUAAAGGAAAAUUAACCCUCUUUAACUUUCCAGAAUUAUUUAGAUAAAGCACACUGUGGGGCCGCACAUACCCACUGACAGGUUUCACAUUGAAAGUGACUUCCAGAGUAGUGCUACUCCUGUCCCAAGAAAACAGACCAGGAGUUGGCUUGAAAGUUCCCCCCAAAUUCUUUUGAGUUGGCUACAUUUGGAAAUGGAGUGCCAAGAGCUGUGGAGUAGCUGGGCUACUGCACUCUAGGUAAAUAGAGACUUCCAGUAAAUGUGCAAUCAAGUCGUUUGGUCAGGCAUUCUAGCAGAUUCUUUGAAGGACUCCACAUGGGGCUCAUUCUCCUGAUGUGCCUUUGUGUGAACACAGAGGUGACUUGUGGCAAAUGCAGCCUCAAAGAUGGAUAUUUUCAGUGGCCGACUUGGGGACCCUCACUGGAGAAGUCUAAAAAGGUCCGUGUUCAGGCACUGUAGUUUUGAGUGGAACAGGAUGAUUUAGUGGAUGCUGACACACUAGUUAAGGCAAACACUGAUGUUCCGUACUUUACUAAAGGCUGUGAUAUUGCCAAGGAAGUUGAAGAGAGCUUCCUAGCACCUUAGUGUUAGGAAACUUUCCUAACUUCUCCCUAACCCCGAAACAGUGCCCUACACACCUGGGAAUAAAGAAAAACAAGGGCAUUUUUCACAUUUUUGAUUGACUAAACCUUUAUAGAACUACUUAACUCAUGGAAAGGUAAGGUUACUGUUUAAAAAAAUUGGUGCAAAUAUUUUUUCAAUUAUAUUUGACAUGCCUGUAUAAAUAGCCCUUACAAGAAAUUCUUUGGUAACAACAAAACUAAUUUUUCCAUUUCUAAGCUACUAUAGAAGUCUCUGGUCCCUUUACAGCAUCCAAACUACUGUCAGUCAUGUAUAGUAACAUUUCUUCAUAUUCAUCUUAGGCUUCAUUGUUAAGCAUACUGUUUCCAAAGUAUCUCAGACUAUUUAGUCCAGAGGGCUCUCCUCUGUGCCAUAUGUUGUAACUGUAAUAACACACUCUAGAGGUAAGCCUCAGCAGAGCCCUCCCACCCCCAACUUCAAGUUGCUCAUGAUAGAGCCUUUCCUCUAAAAUCAUUUUUGAGUUCUAGUAUGUGAAAUUUCUUUAAUCUCUAAAUGUCUCUAUUAUCUACAGGCCAUAAAACUAAUAUGGUUGUUUGAUAUGUUACACUUAUCAAACAAUACCUCCCAUAUAGAAGUUUCUGUUUUUUCUGGUGUCUUUCAUCAGAAGAUUCACUUCUUUUUACCAAAAGACAAUAACCCAGAACUCCAGAUGUCUCUGUUGAUUUAACAUUCCCUGAAUCUCUGAUAAGCUAUUUUUUCUAUUAAAUAUAAUGGCUAGAAUAUUACAUCAUUUCUGUCAGUCAUUUAGUGCAGCCAAUUAACUUUAUUGGUCCUGGGCACUUGGACUCCAGAAAGCCCUGGACAAGUCACUUUUUCAAAUGGCCAGCUAAAUUAAGGUGCAUUUCUGUGAACUUCUAAUACCAUUUCCAGCUCUUUCUAACUUCUGAAAAUAAAUACAUUCCACAGAAUACCGAAGUUGAAUAAUUUUCAUAAGUGGUAAAUGAGGGAAACAAAAUGGCUCUUGAUCAAGUAUCUGUUCAGACUCAUGGCCCCUUUUUCUCUUUAAACAAAAUCACCAGGACCAUAUAUUUUAAGAGUUAAAUAUAUCUUUUGAGUUUUCAUCUAGCUCUUAUAAAAGACAUAAUGGCAAUACAUAAUCUCUUUUGUUCUCUGGUAUCAUAUGAUACUUGGGCAUGUAUAUUGGUAUUUUGGUAUUAUGUUUAAACUUCCCUGCAUUAUACCAUCUUUUCAAGAGAUAAUAUGUGAUUUCUUGUUCACUAUUUCACUAUAGCAAUGCCUCAAGCCAUACAUUCCUCACUAUUGCUUGAGAACUCCAGAAUGCCAACAUAAAGCAACUACUCAUCAGUUUCACUUACUACUUUAUAUAUAUAUUUGAGAAUUGAAACUUUUUUUUCUUGAAACAGGUUCUACUUAUGUAGUCUAGGCUAGCCUUGAACUUAGAACCUUCCUACUUCAGCCUUCCAAGUGCUGAGAUUAUAGGUAGGCACCACAAUAGCUAAAAUUACUCUCUUGAAUUCCUUAUAGAAAAAAGAUAAACCAUCCAAGUAUCCAAGAUAUUUUUCAAACAUGGUACUUUCUUUCAUCCUUUCCUAAGAUUUACAUGAUAGUAAACACUCCUCUAAAAUGCUAUUAUUUGUAGCAUCUGGGAAGUGAUCAUUUCUCUUUUCAUUGAGUUCUAUAGAAUAAAUGAAGAUUCAACUCAUUCAUUGGCUUUUAUAACUUAGUCUCAUUUAGUAUAUUCUCAAAAGACACCAUGCUGGAUUUUGGAGUGCCUAUGUUUGGUACACAUCCUGAGCCAAGUCACAGUGGUUAUUUUUAGUACAUAUAAUUUAAUGUAAAGAAAUUCUUGGUUUCCUGCACUUCAGUAUAGGAGUUCCUAUCAGAAACAGUAAUGGGAAUGCCAAUAAGCCUGUACCCUGGAUUUUCAUGAAGUAUCUGCUGUCCCCUCACCAUCUGUUAAAUUAGUCAUUUCUUUUCCUUUGGCUUUCUAGAAUGUACCUGAUAGAGUUAAAAAGACCCUUUGUAAUGAUGAUGAGAGUUUAGUUUUUGUUUCAUUUGCUUUAAAAAUGUUCACCGUUUCCUACAUUAUAUAUUUAUUUUUCUCCAGCUCCUACUCUGUUUCAGCUAUUUUCCAGUUAGUAGCUAGUGGUUUCAUUUCUUAGUUAAAGUAAGAAAACUGAAACAAUAUACAGGUCAGAGGGCACAGCAGAUAAAAAAUGAUUCCUUUACAUUUGUAGUCUCUUAGGUUAGGUCUCAGUGUUGGUUGUGGUGGUACAUACCCACAAUCCCUGCACUCAGGAGGCUGAGGCACAGGCGUACCUGUGAGGUCAAGGCAAGCAUGGGGCUACACAGUGAGUGCCAAGCUAGCCAGGAUUACAUAGCCAGGCCCUGUUUCAAACAACACACAAAAGAUCAAAUGUGCAGCUAAUAUCAGGACUGAGCUUUGCUGUGCCUCAAGGAAAAUGACUCUGCUAAUGAAUUCACCGACCCUGUGCAUCCAACACUAAGGUAGUUGUCUGUAUUUUAGGACUCCUAUAAGUGGACAGAAAGGAAAUUUUAAAAAGACUUAGUUUUCUCUUCUAAGAAUGACACUAAAAAAUGAUUGUAUUACAUAACUUAUUCUUUAUAAUAUUCUACAAUAGAUGAUUCUCUUCUCUUGCUUUAAUAUCUAGUAAAUGAGAUAAUGAACAAUUCUGUUGUAUGGUUUGAAUAUUUGGAGAUGCGUUUGCAUGUGUGCACAAUGAGUGUGUGUGUGUGUGUGUGUGUGUGUGUGUGUGGUGAAAUUUUAUAGGGUAUCCCUUUUUCUUUUGUUUACCUAGAUACAUUGCAACCAAAUGCACAUUAGAUUUCAAGACACAGUGAUCAAAACUGGAAGCCCAGACAGCAGCUCUGUGGCCUGUUUCCAAUGACCAAGCAUAAAAUUCUGUUGGUCUUUGUGCUGAGGGUCACACUGAGCAUUCUUUCUUCCCUAUGGUGGCUUAUAUGUAAUACAUGCAAGGCACUUUAUGUUAUCUAUUUCCUUAACUUUCAAAUCUGUAAAAAAUGAGGACCCCCAUUUGGACUAUACCUCAACAGGUGACGCUGAUCUUGAAUUAUAAGAAAAGUAGAUGCUUGUUCAAGUGACGAGUCAGCUAUCUGUGUAUCAUUCUCAAUUUCCUCUUAAACAAACAAAACCCUACAGCUUGAGCUUACCUCCAGUAAAACACACCACCUGCUAUAAAACAGUCUCUAUCAAUAUGUCCCCCUCAUUCUGUCCUCACCUCUGGUUUAUCAUUAACUGUAUUUGAAAAGUUUGAGAAAAAUGAAUCACUGAAAAGAAAAUGAACAUUAUUUUUAUUGGCAAUUGAUAAACAUAUGACUUUCCACUAAACUACAACUCUGAAUAACUAUAUUACAUAUAGAAAAAGAUCAAAGAAACUGAUUUAUGAGACUAUAAAUGCAUCAAAAGACUAAUGUCAUGAAAGCACAAGAAUAAAGCUGGAGAUGAUCCCAGAAUCCAAGAUGUCCCAAUAGCCUUCUACAUUGGUUUCACUAUUCUUGGCAUUUUGCAUAAUGCAUGGAUUCUUAGUUCAAAUUAGGGAAAAGGUUUUUGUCAGCCCCAUUCCUUUCUUUCCAACUCCUACCUUUGCCUUACUGAGGAGGUAGUACAAACCUUAUGCUGUCUGUCUUUGUGAGACAUGGUUUUCCCCAGCAUCUACAGUGAAAACAGGUUAGAAUAAAGGAGUUGAUUAGUCUGGGAGUGCUAAUUGACUAUAAAACCAACAUUAGCCAUCAAUCUCUUCCUCUAUAAACACUGACCAAUUAGUUGUUUCCAUAAUGCCAUGUAUUAUGUAUAGUACACUCUAUUAAUGUAAAUGUGAUGCUUGUUAAGAAAGUGCAAUUUAUUGUACAUUGUCUCAAUAAAUGUUUACUUUUAUAAUCGUUAUGAACUUGAAGUGGAUUGGUAUCUUGUGUAGAUGUGUGAAUGAAACCUUGUGAAUAAACUAAUGUGACCAAGAAGGUAACCAGGUGGCUGUUUUUGUGAGCCAGUGAUGUUUUCAAUGCUUUGUGUUGCCCCUUCGGUCCCAUUAAACAGUAAUAAACAUUUGUUUUAAAGUC
Peromyscus maniculatus bairdii (prairie deer mouse) is the source of this 8504-nucleotide messenger RNA. It is a transcript of the gene Rabgap1l, whose product is annotated as RAB GTPase activating protein 1 like. Gene Ontology annotation, molecular function: GTPase activator activity; small GTPase binding. The record is from RefSeq and is a predicted model, not a curated record. Gene Ontology annotation, biological process: regulation of GTPase activity. Lineage: Eukaryota; Metazoa; Chordata; Mammalia; Rodentia; Cricetidae.